Messenger RNA from Protomyces lactucae-debilis, 360 nucleotides. RefSeq lists its product as uncharacterized. Gene Ontology annotation, cellular component: mitochondrion. The transcript is spliced from 2 exons. NCBI's taxonomy places the organism in Eukaryota, Fungi, Ascomycota, Taphrinomycetes, Taphrinales, Protomycetaceae. The record is from RefSeq and is a predicted model, not a curated record. Bases 90 to 353 code for a protein of 87 amino acids.
AAGCAGCCAUCUUUGGUCUUCUCUCGUAUGCCACGUACAAGGCCGAUGAAGUGUAUGCGAGUCGGCACGAAGGGGAAGGGUACUUCACCAUGUUAUUCAGUCGUUGGCGGCCACAAGAGGGUCUCUGGGAACAGCGAAACAUCAAACACUAUGAUCUUGCUACGCAAGCUGCAGAGGAUCGAUUGUUGAUGCAGUCUGCACAGGCACCGGCCAUGAGGCAGAUGCGAUACCCUGCGGUCUUGGAUCAUGGUUCUCCUUACAACACGCGUGUGGACCAGAAGGUGGAUAACAGCCAUGUCAAGGUGAAGCAGAGGAAUCAGGUGGCUCAGGCUGGUGCGGAGGUGACAGUUUAGGUAGCAG